Molecule: messenger RNA, 645 nt
Organism: Porites evermanni
Lineage: Eukaryota; Metazoa; Cnidaria; Anthozoa; Scleractinia; Poritidae
Source: the annotation of a GenBank genome assembly
AUGUCUGAGGACAAGAAGCCAAUUUAUAGGGAUGAUAGCCGUGAAGACUUCGAUGUGGACUUCAGCGGAAGUAGAGGCAGUAUAAACAGUUCACAACAGGACUACGGCAGAGAGCGCGCAAGAGAGAGCAACGAAAGCGUUGCUGAAGACAACUCAGAAACAGAAGAGGAUGAAAUCAUACAUUUAAGUUUGGAUAAAGAAGAGAGUUCUGAGAGGGCUGAGAGGUUAACUGGGCUGAAAGCUUAUAUCAGGAGCACAUUUCAGUGGUUUCCAGACACCGCUUCCGCCACAGAGAAGACGAUUUGCACCACAAUGCAGGUUCUAAUCGUGGGUAUCCUCGUAUGUUGCUACGGCUUCGACAUGGGUGCCUUUAACAACAGAUCCCUGGUUAAAGAGGAAAUGAGUGAAACUGUCACUGCGGCCAAAAAUACCAUCUGGUCUCUGAGGUUUCUGGAACUGAGCGUCCUUGGGGUGCUUUACUUUCGGAAACGUCACCUGGAGAGAAUGCUAUCAAAAGUGAUUUUGACAAGGCGAUAUUGGAAGAAAACCCAAAAAACCAUCAGUAAAGCAAUCCUUGCUGUAAUUUGCUGCGUGAUCUUCUUCCCGCUCUUACUGAAAGCUGUCCAAAUGAAUUUGUCGACUCGA